CGAAUAUUUUCUUCGUCUUCAUAAAGAUGGUAAAUGAUCACAGAAUCUGAAGGAGAACUAUUUAGAUGCCAACAUGCGAUUCGAGUGCAACCAGUUUUCCUUCAUCUGGCUUGCUCAGUCUUUUAUGUUUCUAGAAGUUUCAUCAGCACAUAGUCUAGAUUUUAACACGAUUUUACCUCCGAAUCCAGAAGAAUAUGACAAUCUGCAGCCUCCAAAAGAAGAUGGAAAGCCAACAAUCGUUCGAUUUCACGUCACAGUUUUAAGUAUAGAUUCCAUAGAUGAAGGAUCAAUGACUUACGUGGCGGAUAUUUUCAUGUCGCAGAGUUGGAAAGAUAACAGACUUCACUUACCUGAAAAUAUGACUUCUAAGUAUCGCCUUCUGCCGAUCAGUUGGUUGAAGAAGAUGUGGCGUCCGGACUCGUUUUUCAAAAAUGCCAAACGAGUCACUUUUCAAGAGAUGACCAUCCCCAACCAUUACAUUUGGCUGUACAGCGAUAAAACCAUUCUGUACAUGGUGAAGUUAACUUUAGAACUCUCUUGUGCCAUGAAAUUCGAAGCAUAUCCUCACGAUACCCAAACUUGUUCUAUGAAGAUGGAAAGUUUGUCUUACACCACUGAUGACCUCGUCUUUGAUUGGGAAUCAGAAGUUCCGUUAGUGGUCGAACCUGCCAUUGAACUUCCUCAGCACAUCUUGGUGGACACGAAACUUGGGGACUGCAUGCAAGAAUAUUCCACAGGUAAUUUCACGUGCAUUGAAGUUCUCUUCACUCUGGAACGACGCCUCGGUUACUACCUGUUCCAUACUUACAUCCCGACCUGCCUGAUCGUCAUCAUGUCUUGGAUAUCGUUCUGGAUUCGAGCAGACGCCGUUCCCGCCAGAGUGACGCUGUGUGUCACCUCUCUGCUCACUCUGGCCACUCAGCACGCCCAGUCCCAGAAGUCUCUCCCUCCGGUGUCCUACAUCAAGGCCAUCGAUAUCUUCAUGUCCACCUGCACCCUCUUCGUGUUCUCCUCCCUCAUGGAGUAUGCAAUUGUCAACAUUGUGAUCGGAAGAGCGGAGGAAAGGGUCAGCAAUCUUAUGAGUGAAGUGCAGAUGAUUCAUAUGGAAGGUGAAAUUCGAGUCCCCAAUGGCACCAGAAUGACUUCUUCCCCUUCUUUGAGGAGCCGGUCCGAAACUUUCGAGAGACAAGCUCAGAAAAUAGACAUGUGCUCUCGCAUCGUCUUUCCAUUUCUAUUUAUUGUACUCAACGUAGCUUACUGGUGUUAUUACCUUAGCUAAUAAUUUUCUGAAACUUUGCCAAACUUAAAUCAUUUUUAUUUCUAAACUGCCGACUAAGUACAAGGUGAU
Molecule: messenger RNA, 1348 nt
Organism: Argiope bruennichi
Lineage: Eukaryota; Metazoa; Arthropoda; Arachnida; Araneae; Araneidae
Product: glycine receptor subunit alpha-2-like
Exons: 10
Coding region: 74-1279 (401 amino acids)
Biological process (GO): chemical synaptic transmission; signal transduction; chloride transmembrane transport
Cellular component (GO): neuron projection; membrane; synapse
Molecular function (GO): extracellular ligand-gated monoatomic ion channel activity; neurotransmitter receptor activity; transmembrane signaling receptor activity
Source: RefSeq, a predicted model, not a curated record